CCUAAACCCUCUCCUCUCUUCUCUCUCUCUCUCUCUGUCUCUCUCUCUCUCUCUCUCUCUCUCUCUCAUGUCUUGUAUAACAAAGGCUGUAUUCAAGCCCUUGCCUAUGGCAAAUGGGUGCUUAAUUUCACUUCCAGCAAUCUUCAGUAGCAAAACUUCAUACCCAUAUCUUUCAAUCCCUUCCAAACCCAUCAAACUCCAUCUCUCAUGCUCCUUCUCUUCUUCACUACCCUCUUCUUUAUCCCUCAACAAGACGACCCAUUCUUCCUCUAUAGUCGCCUUCGUUGCACAAACCUCAGAUUGGGAUCAACAAGGCAAAGACACCACAAUCGUUGCUGAAGAAGAGUUCAGUUGGGGAAACCCAGAAGUUGGUGAUACAGACGAAGAAGGGGCAGUGGAGGUGGUUGGAGACGCCGGAGAGAGCGGCGGCGAAGAGGGGUUUGUGGAGGGAGAAGGAGAGGAGUCGUAUCCGGAGCUGUCCGAGGAUGCAAAGAUUUUUGUUGGGAAUUUGCACUAUGAGGUUGAUAGUGAGAAAUUGGCUCAGCUUUUUGAGCAGGCUGGUGUUGUUGAGAUUGCAGAGGUUAUUUACAAUAGGGAGACUGAUCAGAGUCGUGGGUUUGGGUUCGUGACAAUGAGCACUGUUGAAGAAGCUGAGAAGGCUGUGGAAAUGUUCCACCGUUAUGUAAGUUGUUUAUAUUUUUCCUUUUGUUAAUUUCAAUUACAUUUGUAUGUGU
Messenger RNA from Camellia sinensis, 734 nucleotides. Lineage: Eukaryota; Viridiplantae; Streptophyta; Magnoliopsida; Ericales; Theaceae. The record is from RefSeq and is a predicted model, not a curated record.